Molecule: messenger RNA, 2181 nt
Organism: Balaenoptera musculus (blue whale)
Lineage: Eukaryota; Metazoa; Chordata; Mammalia; Artiodactyla; Balaenopteridae
Gene: GPALPP1
Product: GPALPP motifs containing 1
Exons: 9
Coding region: 97-1146 (349 amino acids)
Source: RefSeq, a predicted model, not a curated record
GCUUCCCUCAUUUUUGGCGUAUGGCGGGCUGCCUAGUGGGGAGGUUUGACUCGGUGUGGAUACACUUGUGUGCGGGACCAGUGUCUGCCACCGCGUAUGGCGAGGGAUCUUAUCGGGCCGGCACUGCCGCCGGGCUUCAAGGCCAGCGGGUCAGCGGAGGACGAGGAGCGGGACCCCAGCCCCGUUGCAGGACCAGCUCUGCCCCCUAAUUAUAAAAGCAGUAGUUCAAAGUCAUCAGACAGCGACGAGGACAGUAGUUCUUUGUCUGAAGAAGGAAAUCAAGAAUCUGAAGAAGAUGACACUGGUCCAACUGCAAGAAAACAGAGGAGAAAUCAGGACGACGAUGAUGAUGAUGAUGAUGAAGGGUUUUUUGGACCAGCCCUUCCUCCUGGAUUUAAAAAGCAGGAUGAUUCUCCUCCAAGGCCUAUAAUAGGUCCUGCAUUACCACCUGGUUUUCUUAAAUCUGCACAGAAAAGUGACAAAGGCAGAGAUGAUCCAAGACAAGUAUCAUCGUAUUUCAACUCUGAGAAGGAAACAGGUAGCAGUGAAGAGGAGGACAUUAUUGGGCCGAUGCCUGCCAAAGGACCAGUCAACUCUAGUGUAACGACAGAGUUUGAAAAAAGGGCCCAGAGAAUGAAAGAAAAACUGACUAAAGGAGAUGAUGAUUCAUCUAAACCAAUUACAAGAGAGUCUUGGAUGACUGAGCUUCCUCCGGAGCUGAAAGACUUUGGUCUUGGGCCCAGAACUUUCAAGAGAAGAGCUGCUGACAAGCCUGGAGAUCGAUCAGUCUGGACAGAUAUGCCAGCUGACAGGGAAAGGAAAGCUAAGGAGACACCAGAAGCAAGAAAGUCAUUCAGUAAGAAGGAUGAAGAACAUAUAUUGACAGGAAUGGAAAAGAGAUUGGCCGAGCAGGUAUCCGCAUACAAUGAAUCAAAAAGGCCAGAAUCUCUUAUGGACAUUCAUCAGAAAAAACUAAAGAAUAAGGCUGCUGAAGAUAAAAAUAAGCCCCAAGAAAGAAUACCAUUUAACCGUGAUAUGGAUCUCAAAGUUCAUCGGUUUGAUGAAGCUCAGAAAAAAGCCCUGAUAAAGAAAUCUAGGGAACUAAACACCAGGUUUUCACAUGGCAAAGGCAAUAUGUUUUUAUAAGGGGAUUUCCCUGUGCAAUGAAGAAGAGUUGAAGAAUACUCUUUUUUUCUGUCUGUCCAUCUUUCUUCCUUUAUUUUGAGUUUCUUAAGGUUAGAGGAUUACUUUAGUCUUACAAACCACGCGUCCUUUAAAGUCACGUGGAAACAUGAAAUCAGUGUGUCUUACGUAGAGUAGAAUUUUAUGUGUCUUUGGCUUCUGAGGAAAUGUGGGCUUUUCUUCAAAUGAUUUUUUUGAGGAUUCCCCCCCUCCCCGCCACUCCCUGAUUUUUGUGCUGUCUCACAAGUGCCCUGUUAAGAUCUGGUCAGGACCAUCCACUGAGUCUCUCCCACAGCUCAGACCCCCUCAUCAGAUAUUAUGAACUUGCCCUGAGUGAGUGUGUGGGGUCCUCACAGUGAAUCCAUGAAUUUGAAAUUGUUUGGGUUUCCCUCUAAACUGCAGCCAGUGAAUACACAACAUUUACUUGAAAAUAGAGGGUAUGGAGGUUUUGUCCAUUUUGUUAUCAAUUUGCUUUUUGUGGCAAUCAGGGCUUUUUAUUUGUGGUUUGGAUUUUUUGGUUUGUUUGUUUCUAAGUCAGAAAGAGGGACCUCUGCAUUAUUUCAUGUGCUAAGGAAAAACUAUUUUGAUUUUUCCAACCUCAGUAAGUAUUUCUAGGGAAGGCAAUCUGAGGGACAAGAGAACACCAUUAACUGUUACCAGUGUGAAGUCUGAGACCUGGUCUCUGUGAUCUCCACCAAAGCUUUCUAAAUCUUUAACCUGCUUUGGGAUGAUCUGACUUGAUUCAUUUAUAUUUAACAUGCUUUAGCUAAUUUAUUGGGGACAGAUUUUUUAUAUCAAUCAUAAGUAACUUUUUAAAAAAAUGGAACUCAUAAUCCCUGAAUACAAAAAUGGAAAUGGAAACUGUAAUCAAAACCACCCUGAUGUAAGCUGGGACGAAGUGAGAGAGUAGCAUUGACGUAUAUACACUACCAAAUGUAAAAUAGCUAGCUAGUGGGAAGCAACUGCAUAUAGCACAGGGAGAUCAGCUUGGUGCUUUGU